Molecule: messenger RNA, 681 nt
Organism: Etheostoma spectabile (orangethroat darter)
Lineage: Eukaryota; Metazoa; Chordata; Actinopteri; Perciformes; Percidae
Gene: cox7a2l
Product: cytochrome c oxidase subunit 7A2 like
Exons: 3
Coding region: 115-462 (115 amino acids)
Biological process (GO): mitochondrial electron transport, cytochrome c to oxygen; mitochondrial respirasome assembly; regulation of oxidative phosphorylation
Cellular component (GO): respiratory chain complex IV
Source: RefSeq, a predicted model, not a curated record
AGCGUCGAGCCAGCUGACUGCUACGUCACUUUCCCUCGACGGUCACAGCAGGAAGACCCUUCACCGGGUGAUUUUUGUUGUGGAUGACACCCUUCCCCGUCCUUUAGCAGGAAAAUGUACUACAAGUUCAGCGGUUUUACCCAGAAACUGACGGGGUCUGCUCCCACGGCCGCCUACAGCCCUCAGGGGCUUAGGCCAAGUGUGCCAGCAGAGUCCCCAGCCAUGAUCUUUGCCACGCCCACCAAGGUGGUGUCAGAGGCUGGGUCCAUGGUGGAGUACAUGGGAGCAAACAAGGUUCCUGACCUCCAGAGGCUUUUCCAGACGUCAGACGGUAUACCCAUUCAUUUGAAGCGUGGAGUCCCCGACAGGCUACUGUACCGCACCACCAUGGCUCUCACCGUAGGAGGCGCUCUCUACUGUCUGGUGGCCCUUUACAUUGCAGCCCAGCCCAGCAAUAAGUGACCAGCACAAAACCCAGGACUUCGCUUCGCUACUGUAAUUCAUCGACCCAACAUUCCCAGCCUCCAUCUGCCUUCGCCAUACCACCUUUUGGGACUCUAAUCGCUGUCAGAACAUCACACUCAAUGAUCACAAUAAUAAUGACUUGUCUUCUUUGUAAAACAAAUGUCUAAAUUAAUAAAUUUUAAGGGGAAGCAAAAGUAAAAGGUGCUCUGAAUUUAA